CGACAACCCCCCGCCACGCCUUGUGAUAGCCAGGUUGCGUGUAAUUUCUACAAGCCCUAGUCGCAUUCACUUCCAAGCCUGAUACAUAAUACCAAUCUUAUUCCUCUCUAGAGGACCGCUGCCUCGCACGAGCAGCCCGCCCCCUCCGCCGCCGCAACGAUGCGCUCCAUGAUAUAUUCCCUCCUGUCGCUGGCGACGUUUGCUUCCACAUUUGCGGCAGAGACCCCGACUGCCCAGGCGACGGCUAAGAAGGAUGACUGGGACGACAAGACGCCAGACACGAUAUUUAAUGGCGAGACAGUGCCUCCCAUGAUAGAACUUGGGCCCAAAACGAUAGACACCGAGAUCAGCAAAGGCAACUGGAUAGUCGAGUUCUUCUCCCCCUACUGCAGCCACUGCAUGCACUUCAAGCCAACCUACCAAACCACCUACGAGUUCUACUACACCUCGAAACCCUUCCUCUCCAAAGACGAGCCCGAAGGCGACUCCCUAAACUCCUUCACGCGCUACUAUGACUUCAAAUUUGCCAAGGUUGACUGUGUCGCCUACGCUGAUGUCUGCAAAAAGCACAACAUUCAGAGCUACCCUACCAUGGUCUACUUCCAAGACGGAAAGGAGUCGGAGAGAGAGACGGGCUCCAAAGACAUGAAGGGCAUGAGCUCCUGGGUUGAGAGACUCCUGGAGACUCUGCGACCCGGUACACGCAAAGAGGGUGGCCCCAAACUGCCAAAGGCUGGUGCAACAUCCGUAGAGACCGGCCCAGACACAGAGGAAGCUGUCAAGGAAGAGAAGAAAGAGGCGGCUCAAGACAAGAAAGAAGAUAAGAAAGCUGCGAGCCCGGCCACCAACCUGACCCCAUCCGCCACACCCUCUCUCACCAAGACGACCAAGGCCGCUCCCGCAAAGACCGAACCCACCUCGAACGCGAACCCAUCUGGCACCGUCGAGCCCCUCACCGCCGAGACGUUUGAGAAACUUGUUACAGACACACGCGAUCCCUGGUUCAUCAAAUUCUACGCGCCAUGGUGCCAUCACUGCCAGGCUCUUGCGCCGACAUGGGCAAACCUCGCGCGCCAGAUGAAGGGAAAGCUCAACGUUGGAGAGGUCAACUGCGAUGUAGAGAAGAAGUUAUGCAAGGCAGCUGGUGUUCGAGGCUACCCAACCAUGCUCUUCUUCCAAGGCGGCGAGCGCAUCGAGUACUCGGGUCUCCGUGGGCUUGGCGAUCUGUUGGAUUAUGCAGAGAAGGCCUCAGCUGUUGGUGCUGGAGUACGUGACGUAAAUGCCGAGGAGUUCAAAAAGAUGGAAGAGACUGAAGAGGUCAUCUUCACCUAUUUCUACGAUCACGCGACCACAUCCGAGGAUUUCCAAGCGCUAGAGCGACUUCCUCUCAGCCUUGUCGGUCGCGCAAAAUUGGUCAAGACAAAUGACAAGGAGCUGUUUGACCGCUUCAAGAUUUCAACAUGGCCGAGACUGAUGGUGUCAAGAGACGGAAAGCCUACGUACUACCCACCUAGGACACCUUUCGAAAUGCGCGAUGUCAAGAAGGUCCUUAGCUGGAUGAAGUCUGUCUGGCUGCCUAUCGUCCCCGAGAUGACGUCUUCCAAUGCUCGCGAGAUUAUGGAAGGCAAAUUUGUCGUUCUAGGUAUACUGAACCGCGACCGUUCCGACGAAUUCAUCCUCUCUAAGCGUGAGUUGAAGAGCGCAGCAAUCGAAUGGAUCGAUAAGCAGGAGACCGCCUUCCAGCUAGAGCGACAGGAGCUCCGCGAUGCUAAGCAACUCCGCAUUGAAGAGGCUGAAGACAAGGACAAUCAGCGAGCACUUAGGGAUGCCAAAUCUAUCCGCAUCAACAUGGAUGACAUCCCGCGCACUCAGGUUGGUUUCGCGUGGGUCGACGGUAUCUUCUGGGAACGCUGGAUCCGGACUACAUACGGUGUCGAUGUCAAAGAUGGCGAGAGCGUUAUCAUCAACGAUGAAGAUAACCGUCGUUACUGGGAUAGCACCAUCUCUGGUGAACCUAUUCGUCUCUCUCGCGCCGCAAUCCUUGAGACCAUCAAAAUGGUCACUUCAAACCCUCCCAAGAUCGCGGCCAAGUCUACCACUGGUCGCAUUGCUGGCAUGUGGCUGUCGAUUCGCCACUUUGUCAACAAUCACCCUUUCAUCUCCCUUGGCAUGUUUGUGGGUUUCUUUACUGCUGCUACGUUGUUUGGCAACAGCAGACGAAGGAGACAGUUUGGCAGUACCGGCUCAUACUUUCAACUCGGAGAGAAGGAUGGGCUACUAGGCAGCAUGGGUAAUGGCAACUUUGGAGGCGCGAAACAUGAUUAAGCUUUGAGACAAG
Messenger RNA from Alternaria alternata, 2338 nucleotides. RefSeq names its product thioredoxin-domain-containing protein. The record is from RefSeq and is a predicted model, not a curated record. Gene Ontology annotation, molecular function: protein disulfide isomerase activity. Lineage: Eukaryota; Fungi; Ascomycota; Dothideomycetes; Pleosporales; Pleosporaceae. The transcript has 3 exons. Gene Ontology annotation, cellular component: endoplasmic reticulum. The coding region runs from base 160 to 2325 and encodes 721 amino acids.